This is a messenger RNA of Prorocentrum cordatum, 438 nucleotides long. The record is from the annotation of a GenBank genome assembly. Lineage: Eukaryota; Dinophyceae; Prorocentrales; Prorocentraceae.
AUGUUCAGCUGCUGCACCGACACGCGGGCCACUGAUGCUGAGGAGGUCCCUCUGCAGGGCCCAGUCUCCGAGGAAGAAGUGAAGAAGUCUUGGGCAAACAAACCAGAGACUUUCGAAGUGGAGGUUGCACACGCAAGUGGCACAGAUGGUCUGGACAUCGGUCACCACGAAUCAAAAUAUCUGAAGAUCAAGGGGGUCAAGGAUGGCAGCGUUGGGGAACACAACAAGGCUCACCCAGACAAGGCCUUAAAGGAGGGCGACUUCAUCAUGGCUGUGAACGGCGUGAAGGGCGUCUCUGCAGAUAUGCUGGCUGAGAUGAAGAAGAAACAGACAUCGAAAAAGUUGCAACUACUAGUCAGUCGCUUGCAGGCUGAGGUGUGCUUGGACAGACACAGGGGCUUAUUACCUGAAUGCCGCAAACGACCCCAACCAGCGUGA